GACAGAUUGCUUGCUCCAGUCCUCCAUGCAGCAUCACUAUAAAGAAACCCCCCUCACGUGCCAGAUCUACUAUUCCUAAACCGAAAAUUUUCUUUGAAUUUCGUGCGUUGUUUCUUCUGUAAUACUGUGGGAACCCAUUGUGGGAGGCAAUUUGUAAGUGGUGUGGGGGAGCGCUGCCAUUAUAUCUACAGUACAGUACCGCUGGCUUCGGUGAAACGUCGCGCGGAUGGAGGGAUAUACUACGGCCGAAUGAAUAAAGGAUUUUACGAGAAGUGCUUUAACAUCGCGUGCGCGUUUUCGCGCGUCUUUGCGUCGGGGUUCCCUCAGCGGUCGUCUCGCAGAGGCGGCCAGCCUUCAAACAAUAGCGCCCGGUGGAGCGCUGGUUACAGUAUCGCCGCGCGCAGGACCUCGCGCAUCAUUGUCAUUAUUCUACAACCACGAGCGCUCGCAAAUGGAGACGGCCACGCGCUCCGGUGAUCUUCACACAUAGAUUACUCAGAUCCGCCGUUUUAUUAGCACCAUCAGUGGGAACACACACAUAUUCUGCAAUGAUGGCAAUGAUGAAUUCUGCCGAGGGGGCUGAGGAUGGACCGAACGAUCCGGACACGGACCCGUUUUUCAAAACAGUUCCCUCUUUCUCAUCAGGGUCUCUUAGGAAUGACGGAAUAAAGGCUUCUGAUGUCUUGACAGUUUUAAGAGAAAAGGUUGCCUUUGUCUCAGGAGGAAGAGAUAAGAGAGGGGGACCGAUCCUCACCUUCCCUGCACGAAGUAACCAUGACAGAAUAAAGCAGGAGGACUUGCGAAAACUGGUGACUUAUCUAUCCACUGUACCCAGUGAGGACGUUAGCAAGCGAGGGUUUACGGUGAUCAUUGAUAUGCGCGGCUCUAAGUGGGAUCUAAUCAAACCGUUACUGAAGACCCUCCAGGAAUCCUUUCCUGCAGAGAUCUGCGUCGCUCUCAUCAUCAAACCAGACAACUUCUGGCAGAAACAGAAGACUAACUUUGGCAGUGCCAAGUUCACUUUCGAGACCAGUAUGGUAUCUGUGGAGGGCCUAACUAAGUUGGUGGACCCAUCCCAGCUGACGUCAGACCUGGAGGGAACGCUGGAGUAUAACCACGUGGAAUGGACCGAGCUCCGCGUUUCGCUCGAGGAGUUCACUGGAGGUGCUCUGCACCUCCUUUCUCGGCUGGAGGAGCUGCAGGAGACGCUUUCCCGCCAGGAGGUGGCGGCUAACGCAGAGGAAGCGCGAAAGCUCCUGGAGGAACAUGCUCGGCUGAGGAAGACCAUGACAAAGGCACCGGUGGAUGAGUUGGAUCAGGAGGGCCAGCGGCUCCUGCAGAAGAUCAGGGACGGGGGAGACGGAAGGCUAUCGGGUGGGGCGGAUUUCCAGAGUUUGGUACCUAAGAUUGCCGCCCUGCUGGAUAAGCUGCAAGUUACGAGGCAGCAUUUGCUCCAGGGAUGGCACAGCCGCAAACAACAGCUGGACCAGUGCUUUCAGUUACGGCUGUACGAGCAGGAUGCGGAGAAGAUGUUUGAAUGGAUAGGACACAAUAAAGAGCUGUUCUUGCAGACUCACACAGACAUCGGCAUGAGCUACCAGUAUGCGGCAGAUCUGCAGACGCAGCAUGACCACUUCGCCAUGAACUCCAUGAAUGCGUAUGUGAACAUCUCGCGCAUCGUCUCCGUGGCGACGCGUCUCUGCGAGGCGGGUCAUUACGCCGCGGCUGAGAUACAACAGAUCUCCGGUCAGUUAGAUCAAGACUGGAAGAGCUUUGCUUCUGCGCUAGAGGAGCGCAGCGCCAUUCUGGCCAUGUCCUCUGUGUUUCACCAGACAUCCGAGCAGUUUCUGUCCAAUAUGGAGGGCUGGGUGAAGUCAUGCGGGGAGACUGGGUUGCCGACGGCGACGCAAGAGCUUGAGAUGGCCAUCCAUAACCAUCAGAAUCUGUAUGAGCAGGUCACCACAGCAUACACGGAGGUCAGUCAGAAAGGCAAGACCCUGCUGGAUGUGUUGCAGAGGCCUCAGCCUCCAGCUGAUUCUGGGUCUCUGACAGCUGGGGCGGAUUAUAGUCAGGCAGUGAGAGGGGUUUUGGAGGUAAUCCAUGAGGUGGUUCAUCAGUAUCGCAGACUUGAGGGUCUUCUGCAACACCGCAAGCUCCGACUGCACCAGAGACUUCAGCUGUGUGUGUUUCAGCAAGAUGUGCAGCAGGUGUUGGACUGGAUUGAAAACCAUGGAGAGGCAUUCCUCAGUAAACACACAGGGGUUGGGAAGUCAGUUCAUAGAGCGCGAGCGCUACAGAAACGACAUGAUGACUUCCAGGAGGUGGCACAGAACACUUACACUAAUGCAGAUAAGCUGUUGGAGGCAGCAGAGCAGUUGGCUCAGACGGGUGAGUGUGAUCCAGAAGAGAUCUACGCUGCUGCCCAUCACCUGGAGGUCAGAGUUCAGGAGUUUGUGAGGAGGGUAGAGCAGAGGAAACUGCUGCUGGAUAUCUCAGUGUCUUUUCACACCCACACCAAAGAGCUGUGGACGUGGAUGGAGGAUCUGCAGAAGUCUAUGGUGGAGCCGGUGUUAAACUCUGACUCUGUGGAUGCGGUUCAGGAGCUCAUCAGACAGUUUCAGCAGCAGCAGAGCAGCACCUUGGACGCUACGCUUAAUGUCAUUAAAGAGGGGGAGGAGCUUAUUCAGCACCUGCGAGACUCAGCAUUGGCCUGUAAUAAACUUCCUCACGCCAGCUCAGUUGCUCAUAUCGAGGGUGUCCUGCAGCAGCUGGAUGAAGCUCAAGCUCACAUGGAAGAGCUUUACCACGAGCGCAGGAUCAAACUGGACAUUUUCCUACAGCUACGCAUCUUUGAACAAUACGCAUUGGAGGUUAUGGGUGAACUUGACGCAUGGAAGCAGGAUCUGAUGCGACAGGCGUCUGACUUCAACACGGAGGAACUCACGCUGGCUGAACAGAGACUCCACAGACACACCGAACGCAAGCUCGCCAUGAACAACAUGACUUAUGAGGUCAUACAGCAGGGACAGGACCUCCAUCAGUACAUUAUGGAGGUCCAGGCUUCAGGUAUGGAGCUCACAGGAGAGAAGGACAUGGAUUUGGCUUCCAGAGUUCAGGAGCUUCUGGAGUUCUUGAAUGAAAAACAACACGAGCUGGAAAUGAGCGCCGAACAUGCACACAAACGUCUGGAGCAGUGCCUGCAGCUGCGACACCUGCAGGCGGAGGUCAAACAGGUGUUGGGUUGGAUUCGUAACGGGGAGUCGAUGCUCACGGCGAGCACAACCAACGCUGGUUCCCUGUCUGAGGCGGAACAACUUCAGAGAGAGCACGAACAAUUUCAGCUCGCAAUCGAGUCUCUCCUCCAUGCCGACUCCCUUCAGCGUACCCAUCAGAGCGCCCUGCAGCUCCAGCAGAGGGCGGAGCUGCUGUUGCAGGCCGGCCACUAUGACCCGGAUGCCGUACGAGCCUGCGCUGAAACCGUGGCCCUUCAUUGGCAAACCCUCAUGCUGAAGAUGGAGGACCGAUUAAAGCUGGUUAACGCCUCUGUGGCCUUCUACAAAACAUCCGAGCAGGUGUGUAAUGUAUUAGAGAGUCUGGAGCUGGAGUACAGGAGAGAAGAGGACUGGUGUGGAGGUCACGAUAAACUGGGCUCAACUGCAGAGACGGACCAUGUGACCCCGCUCAUCGGCAAACACCUGGAGCAAAAAGAGGCUUUCCUUAAGGCAUGUACGUUAGCACGUCGUAAUGCCGAGGUCUUUCUCAAAUACAUCCAUCGAAAUAACGUGAGCAUGCCUGGGGUCGCCACCCACAAUCGUGCCACUGAGUCCCAGGUCAAAGGUCAGUUCAGGAUUUACAAGCACUAUAUUGUCUGUUUGUUUAUGAAUGUUCGUAAUUGUUCAUUGAUUGUAUCAUACAUGUUUUUAGCCAUACUGAGUGAGCUGCUACAGAGAGAAAAUCGUGUGCUGCAUUUCUGGACUCUUAAAAAGAGACGUUUAGACCAGUGCCAACAGUAUGUUCUGUUUGAACGACACGCCAAACAGGCCAUAGACUGGCUACAGGACACAGGGGAAUAUUUUCUAUCCACACACACAACGCCUGGUGAUACCAGCGAAAAAACUCAGGAUCUACUGAAAGAGUAUGAAGAUUUCCGUGUUUCUGCUAAGCAAACGCAGGAGAAAGUGAAGCUCUUGAUCCAGCUGGCUGGUAGUCUGGUGGAGAAGGGGCAUGUCCACGUGACAGAGCUCAAGAGAUGGGUGUCCACGGUGGACAGGCGGUACCGAGACUUUUCCAUGCGGAUGGGUCAAUACCGCUGUAACUUGGACCGCGCGCUGGGGCUGUGUUCUGAGGACCAUAAAGACCUAGAGCUGGACAUUAUCCCCGCCAGCCUGACCCACACUGACCCAGAGGUCAAUCUUAGUGACCCUGACCAUGAAGAGGAAAAUGAGGAAAAGAAGAAAUCUGCCAGAAAAAAGGAGUAUAUCAUGGCAGAGCUGCUUCAGACGGAGAAGGCUUACGUGCGAGAUCUACAGGAGUGUUUGGAGACAUUUCUAUGGGAAAUGACGAGUGGGGCGGAGAUCCCACCUGGAAUCGCCAACAAAGAGCAUGUGAUCUUUGGAAACAUUCAGGAGAUUUACGAGUUUCAUAACAACGUUUUUCUGAAAGAGCUGGAGAACUACGAGCAGCUUCCAGAAGACGUGGGUCAUUGUUUCGUCACCUGGGCUGAUAAAUUCCACAUGUACGUCACCUACUGCAAAAACAAACCCGACUCCAGUCAGCUGAUUCAGGGUCAGGCCGGGAGGUUCUUUGAUGAAAUCCAGCGGAGACAUGGACUGGCCAAUUCAAUCUCAUCAUACCUGAUUAAACCCGUCCAGAGAAUCACCAAAUACCAGCUUUUGCUAAAGGAGUUGCUAACAUGCUGUGAGGAAGGAAAGGGAGAAAUAAAGGAGGGUUUGGAGGUGAUGCUCAGCGUGCCCAAGCGCGCUAAUGACGCCAUGCAUGUCAGCAUGCUGGAGGGUUUUGAUGAGAACCUUGCAGUACAGGGUGAGCUCAUCCUUCAGGACACCUUCCAGGUAUGGGAUCCCAAAUCCCUGAUCCGAAAGGGCCGCGAUCGACACCUCUUCCUCUUCGAGAUCUCGCUCGUCUUCAGUAAAGAGAUGAAAGACUCGUCUGGACGCACUAAAUAUGUUUACAAGAACAAGCUGCUGACAUCAGAACUGGGCGUCACCGAACACAUUGAAGGGGAUCCGUGUAAAUUCGCUCUGUGGGCUGGACGUACACCAACAUCUGACAACAAAACAGUGCUAAAGGCCUCCAGUAUAGAAGUGAAACAGGAGUGGAUUCGUAACAUCAGGGAGGUGAUUCAGGAAAGAACCGUUCACCUGAAGGGGGCGCUAAAGGAGCCAAUACAUCCUCCCAAAACACCAGCCAGACAGCGCAGCAUCAGCAAGAGGGAAACCACUGAGGAUGCAGACAGUCAGGGUGAUGCCAGCAGCCAGCCGGACACGAUCUCCAUCGCUUCCCGCACCUCCCAGAAUACUGUGGACAGUGAUAAGUUGUCGGGUGGUUGUGAGCAGACCGUGGUUCUGCAGGACUUUGUCGCAGGUUCUGUGGGCGAGCUGAGCAUUCAAUCGGGUCAGACCGUUGAGCUUUUGGAAAGGUCCGGAGAGCGGCCCGGCUGGUGUCUGGUGCGGACCACCGAACACUCGCCCCCUCUAGAGGGUCUGGUUCCCAGCAGCACCCUCUCCGUGUCUCAUUCCCGUAGCAGCGUUGACAUGGAUUGUUUUUUCCCACCUGGGAAAGAAAGCUAUACUGUGGGAGGUACAGAGGUGAAAUCUGAAUCGGCUGCGUCCCUACAGCCGCAGUCGUCUGUGACCUCUCUGCCGACCGGUUCCCCUGGACCCAAGCGCUCCGGGACUACUGGAAACACUUUAAAGAAAUGGCUCACCAGCCCCGUACGUCGCCUUAGCCACGGAAAGGGUGACAACGCUAACGCGAAAAAACCUAACAGUAAGCAGCGCAAACGCGACGGCCGCAAGAGCGUGGAAUUGGGACCGCAGCACCAGGACAGCACAGAGGAGAGAGGAAGAAGAGGAGUGAACAGUGGUGGAGAAGAGGAGGCCGAAGACGAACCCCAUACCCCCCUCCCACCUCCAAUGGAGAUCAUCAAGGACCCGUCGGCUCAGGAGGAGAAGACUCCAGAUUCUGGAUCUUUCCCAGUUUUGGGUAGCGUCACCCCCUCUGAUCAGACGCCCAGAGAUCCAGAGACGGAGCAGAAGAAUAAGGCCAUGAGGGGGCGAAUGUUUGUGUUAAACGAAAUGGUCCAGACAGAGAGAGAUUAUGUGAAGGACCUGGGUGUCGUAGUGGAGGGCUUCAUGAGAAGGAUCGGGGAGAAGGGUGUUCCAGAGGACAUGACAGGGAAGGAUAAAAUUGUCUUUGGGAACAUUCAUCAGCUCUACGACUGGCAUAAAGAUUUUUUUCUUGGUGAAGUGGAGAAAUGUCUUCAGGACCACGACAAAUUGGCCGAGCUGUUUAUCAAGCAUGAGAGAAGGUUACACAUGUAUGUGAUCUACUGUCAGAACAAGCCUCGCUCCGAGUUUGUUGUAGCUGAGUAUGAUGCAUAUUUCGAGGAGAUACAGCAGGAGGUAAACUCCAGGCUCUCCAUUAGUGAUUACCUGAUCAAACCCAUCCAGAGGAUCACUAAAUACCAACUUCUGCUCAAGGACUUUUUGAAGUACAGUUCUAAAGCAGGUCUGGACUGUAAAGAAAUUGAGAAAGCCGUUGAUCUGAUGUUCCUGGUGCCCAAGCAGUGUAAUGACAUGAUGAAUCUGGGACGUUUGCAGGGCUACGAGGGCAAACUGACAGCUCAGGGAAAGUUGCUGCAGCAGGACACGUUCUUCGUGACGGAGCAAGACUCUGGGGUUCUGUCGCGCAGUAAAGAGCGCAGAGUCUUCCUCUUUGAACAGAUCGUCAUCUUCAGCGAGCUGCUGCGCAAGGGCUCUUCAACACCAGGGUACCAGUUUAAAAAGAGCAUCAAGGUGAGCUACCUGAGCAUGGAGGAACACGUGGACGGUGACCCCUGCAAAUUCGUCCUUUUAAGCCGCGGCUCGUCCGAACGGGUAACGCUACAGGCGGCUAACGUCGAUAUCAAGAAAGAGUGGGUCCAGAGCAUCCAAAAACUACUGGACAUGCAGAUAAACUUCCUCACAGCCCUUCAGAACCCGCUGGAAUAUCAGAAGAAAGAGACUGGAGUUUCUCUGACUAGGCAGCUGUCCAAUAGCAGCAAAUCUUCAUCUUCUCAUCCCUCCACACCCCUCAAACCCAACACAGCCCCCAAUGGAAGCCCCGCCCACAAACCCAACAAGCAUGUAGAAGAGGAGCUGGACGAGGGCGAGUGUAACGGUCUUUCAUCCGUGCUGGUGACGCAGGACUACAAUGCCGUAAAGGAGGAUGAGAUCUGCGUGGCUGUUGGUGAAAAGGUGCAGAUCCUGGCGUCCAAUCAGCAGAACAUGUGCCUGGUUUACCGACCCGCAAACAGCCAAUCACCCGCCGCGGAAGGCUGGGUACCGGGUCACGUGCUAUCCUCGACCCGGUAAAGCCACGCCUCCUCAAAACCACCACCACAGCCAAAACUCACUCAAUCACACACCAUCCAGCUACACCACAGUAAACCAGCCUACUCUGGGAAGGCAUCAAGGACGUGCCACUCAAACUUCUGCUAAGCUGCUGUUAAUCACUCAGAACAGGAAGUCCCGCCCAUUUCUACCUGUUGACGUACAGAACUAAAGAUGCACGCUGGGAAAUAAACAGUGCAACCUCCCAUAGUCAAUAUAUGGGCAAAAUAUGAAAAAUACAUUAGAGGAAGUUGAAGAAAAUCUAUUAUAUUGCUAAUAAUUUAAAAAAAGAUUGUGUUGUAUAGAGAGGAAACCGAGGUGAAUUUGUUAGUGAUUUACGUGUGGAUGUGUAUGGAUGUUUUCGUCACCUUUUCUCAUAAACUCUCGCUCCAUUACUCGCAAAAGACUGUUUAUGACUGGGGCUUUCCCUCUUUCUAUGUCUUUCGGUCUAUGCCAAGUCAUUUGCACACUGUGUAUAUUUUAUUUUACUGAGACUUUAUUUUUUCAAAGUGUCUUAUUUUUACAGCUAUUAGGUGUGGCACAUUUAUUAUUUCUUUUAGUUCUGUCGAUCGAUCGGUUCAGUGUUUUGUAAAAAGUAUUCUGCACUUUUCAGACAAAUAGUAUGGCAGUGACGGCAAGUUGUGCAAUACGGCAAUAGUCACAAUGCUCAUAACUGUACCUGUAACUAAAGAUUUAAAUGUAUUAUUCUGUAUCAUUUUAAAGCUGUACAUAAUAUUUUUGACAUUGCCAUAAUAGAUACACAGCGGAGGAAGACGGUCCCCUCUUUUCUCUCCAGGCUCGAUAUCGAAGGAAAUAACCAAACGAAAUGAGACUCUGGUAGUGCGCACUGCCUCUUUAUCCCAACUCUCUGAUUUUUACAUUUGACAUCAUCAGAUUUAGUACGUAAUAAGUUAUCAUCUGAAUCAUAUCAGGACAGAUGUUUACUCGGAUUAGAUUAAAAAUGGAUGUUGUUGAUUUCCAAAGCGUAGUCUCUGCUGUCAGCGAUCUCAGAAAUGUGUGUAAAUAAACGUAAAAAAAUAAUAAUUCUAGCAGGUAUUUCACUUGUUUAUCUCUGGAAUGUUGUUCAUAAUAAAGCUGACAGUUUUUCAUCUUGGA
This is a messenger RNA of Paramisgurnus dabryanus, 8726 nucleotides long. NCBI's taxonomy places the organism in Eukaryota, Metazoa, Chordata, Actinopteri, Cypriniformes, Cobitidae. The record is from RefSeq and is a predicted model, not a curated record.